AUUUACUUUUGUCUAAAAGCUAAUAAAAAUAAUAAUGAGUGUUAAAAAAGUCAAACCAAAAAUUUAACGAACGUCAAUUUCAAAGGUUAAUGAGCGCAGCUCUCCAAGCAACGCUGCCAAAGUGGACAUUUUAAUCUGCGCAUUAAUGAGUAUUAGCAGCUUAGUUGGAAGUGAAGAAAAUGAAUCGUUUACGCACGCAAAAAUUUAAACUAAAUACAGAAGCCAGCAAUACCAACAUCAACAACAACAACAACAACGAUGUAAAUACCAACCGCAACAACAAUGUAAACGCAAGCCUAUCAACUACCGCUGGCCUACUGAACAAGUUGACGAAGCGUUACUCCACGCUCAGCCAUCGCAUUACGCGUCGCCAUAAUGUUGGCCGCAAAGGCAGUUCACCACAGAAAGUCGCUUCAGGCAGUUACGACAUGACCGGCGCGCAUUCGGAUGAUCAUCGUUUAGAGAUUGGUGCACCAGUUUUGAUAUCGACCACAACACUGGAUGCCGAUCGGUUUGAUGUGAGUGAGGAGCGCUUGCGACAGAUUGGUGGUGGUAUAGCGGUCACAAGCACUAUGGUGCGCACAAUCAAUAUACACUCGUCCUCACCGCAGAUGCCGUCAUCAGGCAGUGAAACGGAGGUGUAUGCGGACGCGCUCAGCACGCCACCUGUUGCCGAUGAGCCAGUCGAGCCAGCUGGUGAAGAGGAGGAGGAGCAGUAUGUGCUCGCAUUGAGCACACCGAAGCGGCCAUCAGAUGAGGCAGUUCCUGCCAACUUGAAGGGGCGCCCCUUUGUGAAAGUGCCAAUAUUUCCAGUACCAGAGUGUAAUACACAAGAUGUGGCGUCCGCCAGUUCAACCAAAGCAUCUGCAAACUCUGAAGCUGAGCGUGCCGUCGACGCGGUCGUUUUGUCGCCAACCAAGCCACGUAUACCGACACCACCACCCAAAUUGCGUCGACGUCAACACUCGAAGUCAGCACAAAAUUUGCAUCGCGCCGAAAUGAAGAUAUUUCUGCAGAAGACACCAUCGAUGACUUUGGAUUUGAAAAUGACAACAGCGGAUCUGGAGAACUGCCGCGACUUACCGCGUUUGCCGGAACUUUUUGGCGUCAGCAAGUGCAGCCUCGCGCCCUCUGAUUACGAGGACAAUGAUGCCGACAAGGAGAACUCAUCGCCUUCGGUUGAACUGUCACCGCCACAGUGCAAAAGUGAUCCGAACACGCCAUUAUGCGCUGAGCAAAAGGUUUGCGGCUACCUGGCACAGCAGCAACAUUUCAAAAGCGUUGACUCUUUGGACAUGCGGCAUACGAACGGCAAGCGACGAAGCGUUGUCUUUUCCAGUAAUAAUUCGAUCAACCAACGUGGUUCAAAAAAUAGCCUCACCAGUCAAGUUAGUCACGCUAGCACUAUAGAGGAAUUCGAUCUGAAGUCUGUAAGCUGCCAGAGUUUAAAUGCGCAAACUUUGUUUGUCUCCAUCGAUGAACUCAACGAGAUCACGCGUCAGAUCAACGAAUCGGAGGAAUUCAAUCAGGACAUAGACUUAGAAUACUGUCUACACCGCGACAAUCUGAAACCGAGUGAACGCCGAAUUACGCUUUUGAAGAAUAAAAACUCGCGUUUGAUAAGUUUCAACAACAAUAAAGAGAAGCUGCGGAAAGGUUGGCAUGGUGUGAAGCACUGGAUUGGCGAAGAGAGUACGAAGCUGAAGGAGGUGGUGCAGAAGCAAGCGAACCUACAACGCGUGGCUACCUCGAAGCUAAGCCUCAACACGUCGGAAUGCCGGCAGUCGCCAUCUGUGCAUGGCAGCGUGCUUUUACGUAGCGGCGGGGGCGGUAGUCGAGUGGGCAUGCCAGUGCUGCGCGAUAGUGAUACCAGUGCUGCCAGUAGCAACCUGCAACAGUCGCCAGACGCCACGGCAGGAGCAUUAACCAAUGCAAAUACGUCUUUUGGUGUGAGUACUGAUGAUUUGGUGGAUGGGAGUGGUGUGGGUGGCGGUGGUGAUGGUGAUGGUACAGCGGAGCGAGAAGAAGACCAGGAGUCGUCUUUUACCCAACGGCCAGCUGAUGAGUCAUCAACAGCUGAAAAAUGUGCCAAACUCUUGGAGGGUCAAAAUGGCUUCGAAGAACUGCGACGUUACGUGAAACAAGGUGGCGACUUCGGAAAGGAACUUAUAAUAAUAUUACAAGAAAGAGUUGAGUCUGAAACAUUAUACUCGAAAUCUCUCUCAAAAAUGGCUAACAAAUUGAACAAAGCCUGUCGUGAACUGCCCGGCAGCAUAGCCGAUGCUUGGCGUGGUGUGGCUACCGAAAUGGAGAAUCGCAGCGACAUCCAUCGCCAAUUGUCGGCCUCACUCACAGACGAGAUAGUCAAACCACUCAAAAAUAUAAUCGAUGCACAUCACAAAACUCGAAAGUCGGUUGAGAGCAACGUCGAUAAGGCGGCUCGUACGCUGGCCGAGUGGCGUGUCAGCGAGGCUAAAGCCAAAAAGUCUUCACACACAGCAGCUCGUGAGAAUGAGAAGCUGCAAGAUGCGUUGUUGGAUGUACGAAUACAGAAAUCCCCAUCGAUUGCAUUGUUACACCAGGGACCUAACAAACUUGCUGCCGAAAAAGAGAUCAGAUCGGCCGAAAAGGAUUGUGCCAAAUUGGACAGCAAACGUAAGAAAGCCGAGGAGGCUGUAAAGCGUGCCGACGUCGAAUACUAUACGCUCUGCAUACGCGCUGAGCGCGCUCGUGUCGAUUGGGAAAUGGCCGUGCUGCGUGGCUCUUCACUGCUACAGAAUAUCGAAAAUCAGCGCUUGGUCAAUAUGAAAAAUUUCAUUGCAAACUAUUCGCAGCUAACAUCGAAUAUGAAUCCAAUAUUGGAUGGUUUGAUGCAACGCUUGCAGCCACAAGUGGAAGCUUGCAAUGUAUUGAAGGAUAUGCAAGUGGUUAAGAAUAUACGCCGCAAUUCAGAGGGUCCCAGCGAACAGUUAUUGCCUGAUUUCUAUUGCGAACACACCACAUUGGCGAUGAAUCGGGAGAGACGUAAGCAUGCGCUUAUCAAGCUUCUGCAGUUGGUCAAGGCAGAUUUGGAACGCGAACGACGAUCAAGAAAUGGACUAAAAGGACUAUCGCAGUCGCUGAACAAUCAGGAGAAUCAGAAUAUCACCGACAAGUUGUAUCAUAUACGAUCGAUGCUGACUUAUUUGGAAGGCGCACGCUUCAAAUUACACUCGGCGCUUUUAGAAUUAGAUCACAAACCCAGGUCGUCGCAUCCACUAGCGCAGCAUAUACAGGUCACACGCGAUCGCACUGGCCUCCAACAAAGCGUACUAAAAGUACCACUUUGGCUGAAGAAUAACGAUCGCAUGAGUCAGGAUGACGGCAGCGCAUCUGUGCACGAGAACGAAUACGAAUGUGUAACACAAUCGAACAAUUCUUCGAACGCCAGCUGUACAGACCUCAGCAAGGAUUCUCUACGCAAAUUCAAUCGCAGCAAGAGUAAUAUCGAAACGCUCAGCAACAAGACACAACUCUGCAUCGCCAGCAUUGAUAAAACAAAGACCAUACCAGCGACUAUCGACGAUCCUUACAGCGAUCGCGGACAAGCCGAUGGUGGUUCAAAUCAACAAGAUUCAGAUUUCGAUGAAUUCAGCUCACAGGACGAUGAUGAUGAGCAAACGACGACAACCAGCUCCUCGGGACGUAAGGAGCAUAAGGCGAUUAUAGAGAAGAGUACGAUGUUGGCUAAUGGCACCGCAACGGUUAUGUCGACGGGAGCGGCGACCAAGGCACCAACAACGACGCCCACAAUCUACCAGAAUGCAGCAGAGGCACACAAUGGACAAACACAUAAUGGCAAUGGCAAUGGCAAUGGUACGCCGAUUAUACUAAGUAGAUGCAAGGCGCUAUACAGCUACACACCAAAACUGUAUGACGAACUGGAAUUGACGCCAGGCGACAUUAUUGAAGUGCAUGCCAAGCAAGAGGAUGGCUGGUGGCUUGGCGCCUUAGGCAAUCAUGUGGGCAUCUUUCCAGCGACCUAUGUCGAAGAAUUCGCAUGAAGGAUAUAGAAUUAGUUAUUAUUAGGUGUAAAGUAAUUAGGGGCGAAAAUCUAGUGGUCAAUGGUGUGAAAGAGAGGUAGUUAUAUGUAUGUAUAACUGUGCAUGAAGCGAGUCGACUGUCCAGUUGGCCGAAAGUAGCAGCGUGCAAUGGUCGAAAGC
Molecule: messenger RNA, 4202 nt
Organism: Rhagoletis zephyria (snowberry fruit fly)
Lineage: Eukaryota; Metazoa; Arthropoda; Insecta; Diptera; Tephritidae
Gene: Nost
Product: Nostrin
Cellular component (GO): cytoplasm; plasma membrane
Molecular function (GO): protein binding
Source: RefSeq, a predicted model, not a curated record